CAUAAACUGAUGACGAAAUACACAUCGGAAGUUGAAACUGGCUAGAAAGAAUUCCACAAAUAAUUUCAUUCAUUCCAUUUCGGCAAUUCUGGAUUUCCUUUGAAAGUCCAGGGGUUUUGAAGGGUUAAGCCAAGAAUGGCAAAUUCAGUUGAGGAAGAAAGUUUAGAAAAGCUUAAGCAAUGGCUAAUCCUCUACAGAGAUGAUGGUGCCUACAAAGUAAUCUCCAAAACAUUUAGUCGAGAAAAGGCAUUGUGUGUGACCCAACUACUGGCAGAUGGACAUGGGAAAGAGGUUUUAUCCCAGAUACAGAGAUACAGCUCAUCAGCAGCCUUAAUAGACAGAGAACCAUUGUUAUUUGCAUAUGCUCUCUGCUGUAAAUCCACAGACAAAAACACGAAGAAACAAGCAGAGCAGUUAUGUGAUAAAAUAUGUAAAACUCCUUGUGACUUGUUUCAGUUGUUCAAAUUUCAUAACAAUCUGUCCACAACAAAGAGCUGGGGAAGAUAUUUCAAGAGAUUGAUUAGCACCUGGUACCACAACCAAGAUCCAUAUCAGCUGGCACGAAAUGUCAGCAAAGAGAUUAGCUUCUUAGGAUGGUCACAUAGGGAUGCUCUUAGAAUGGGACAUCUGAAACCCAAAACAGAUGAAAUGGACCUCAUCUUUAAGUAUCUAGUCCUAGGCCUAGCUGAGACCAAGAAGUCCUUUGGAAAGUCAGACAAGGAAAGCAUUCAAAAACUUUUGGAAUUUCUCUCUGCUGUUGACAUUGCCAAACACAAGGAAGAUGUGCUACAAGUUGCAAAGCUUGUGGAAUUCCAUAGUCUUAAAAAGGACCAUCUACGGACAGUUUUGCUUAAGGAAAAGGAGAUUUGGACAGCUCUGUUGAAAGAAAUGACAAUACAAGAAAUACUAGAAAAUAUAGGACAGCUGGCAAACAUAGGAUAUCUAGAUGAGGGCUUUGAUGGUAGCCAGUCUGUAGUGGACAAGCUUAUGAAUGAAGCUUUGCUAAAAGAACAAAAUGUCCAGCCAUUUGAGGUAAUUAUUGCUUCCAACUACUAUAAAGAGGGUAGGAAAAAGGGCAUCACCUGGCAACACAAUGACAAAGUGAUCAGAGCAUUGGAUUUUGCUCUUGACUACACUUCGAAGGGCAAUUUGAAGCCCACAGGUAAACGUUGUGUUGUUGCAAUACGUAUUGGAAUCAACAGAAACAAAUCUACAGUGCGAGGCACAAUGACUCUGUCAACAACUGCUGCAGCUGCUGGGGUUGCCAUGGUGAUCACUAGGGGCGAGGAGAAUGCUGACGUUGUCUUCUUCACAGACACUGUCACACCACUGACAGUGACCAAGGAAACCAAAUUAACUGAUAUGCAAAAUGAUAUUAAAGAGCAAGUCAAGAAAGCUAAUAAGAAAGAGGAGGACGAUCAAGAACCAGAGGUAGGGGAUGAUGGGGAGGAAGCUGAUAUCUUUGUAGGGGUGCCUCCAGAACCUUGUGACCUGGUUGCUCCAAUCCAGUGGGCCACCAGCCAGAAAAAGGAUGUGGAUGUGUUCAUUUUAGUGACUGAUGCCAACAAAAGCACUGGCUCCAAGAAUUUAGGGGAAGCCAUUGCUCAAUACAGAAAGGACAGGAACCUACCAAAUACAAAGCUAGUAACUAUUGGUUUAACAAAUUCCAACAUGAAGUUUGCCAAUCUGGAAGACCAAAACAUGCUGGAUGUAUCAGGGUUUGAUGCCAAAGUCCCAAAAGUGAUCCAAACAUUCUUGUCAGAAGCAUAUUGAAAAGUGUUAUGUCAAUUCAUGUUGACAUUACUGUGUCCAUGUGCUUGUGGUGAAUCUUGAAAGUAUUUCGUUUACCUUGGAUGGUGUAGAUUGUUUUCUGGAAUAGGUAUUGUUUUUUCCUAAGAAAUAUGGUGUAUGGUUUAAAGAAUUGGAAUGGUCAAAGGGAAUGCGGAAUCAAUUUGAGUGCUAUGUCUAGGAAUAAGUAGAUUAAUAUUACAGUGCUAUGAAUCUGAGAAUAUCUCAAGUCAUCUGUCUUGUUGGAAUAGCUUUUACAUGUGAAACAUUGUGUGACAUAAGCUAAAUAGGGCUUCUUUUUGUCUGUCUAAAUUUGUGUUGUAUGCAGAGAGGACAUAGGAAAAACCUCCUCCUCUUCUGUAAAAAGUUUUAAUUGUAAGGCUAUUAAAAACUUUAUUUUGUGCAAUAAACAAACAUGUUCUGCUGAACUUCAACAACAACAAAAAUUAUGUUAGUGAUGUACUUGCUAUUCUCCUGAAUUUAAAACUCACUUUUCCUUGCCAGUUAUCACUAAGACAAUUUUAUUAGCUAAACAGACUGUGUUUUAAUGCAAACAUAUUACUAUAUAUAUGUAUCACAUGCCAAGUUUGACAUUUUGUUGUAGAAAUUUGAAAAAAAUAUUUAUAAUUAAUUCACACCAUAUCUUAUAUUUAAGCUAAAAUUUUGAAUACAGCAUUAUUUGUUUUAUGUCAAUGUACCAAACCCAAGCAUUUUUUUUAAUGCCCCACCAUAAAUAUGGCGAGUUUGUCAUGUCCAUCUUCCGUCCUUCCGUCUGUCAUUCCGUCGUGCUUUGGAUUAAACUCAGUUCAAAACUCAGUUUUAAAGAAACUAUUCAAGAUAUUUUUAUCAAACUUCAUAUGCUGAUACAUAUUGAUGAGAGCUAUUCAACUGCAUCAAAAUUUUUGACUGUGACUUUGACCUUGACCUCACUUUUCUUAAAUUAGUGUUUAGCUCAGUUCUUAGGAAAACAUUCAAGAUAGUGUAAUCAAACUUCAUAUGCUGAUACAUACUGAUGUAAGCUUUUCAACUGCAUCAAAUUUUGACCUCUCCUUUGACCUUGACCUCACUGAACGAAUUCAUUUUAUACUUAUGUGCCAAAAAUAUGAAAAUUUGAGAAAAAAGUAUGAGGAAAAUUAGUGUUAAGCUCAGUUUUAAAGACACCAUUCAAGAUAGUGUGUUCAAAAUUCAUAGUGAUGUUAGCUUUCCAGCUGCAUCAACAUUUUUUAACUUGACCUUGACAUUACAUUUCUUAAAUUAGAGUUUAGUUCAGUUUUAAAGAAACCAUUCAUGAUAUUUUUAUCAAACUUCAUAGGCUUAUACAUACUGAUGAGAGCUAUUCAACUGCAUCAACAUUUUUGACCUCACUUUUCUUAGUGUUUUUCUAAGUUUAAAAAAAAACCCAUUCAGGAUAGUAUUAUCAAACUUCAUACACUGCUACAUAGUGAAGUAAACCAUUCAAUUGUAUCAAAAACUUUUGACCUUGAACUUUCCUUUGACCUUGAUCACACUUUACUUAAAUUAGUGUUUAGCUCAGUUUUAAAGAAACCAUUCAAAGUAGUGUAAUCAAACCUCAUAUGCUGAUACAUACUGAAGUAAGCUAUUUAAUUGCAUCAUCUUUUUUUACCUUGGCCUUUCCUUUGACUUGACCUCACUUUUUUAAAUUUGUGUUUAACUUAGAUUUAAAGAAACCAUUCAUAAUAUUUUUCAAACUUCAUAUGCUAAUGCAUACUGAUGCAAGCUUUUCAAAUGCAUCAACAUUUGUUGACCUUAAGGUUUCCUUUGACCUUCACCUCACUUUUCUUAGUUAGUUUUUAGCUCAGUUUUAAAUAAACUAUUCAAGAUAUUUUUAUCAAACUUAAUAUGCUGAAAUUUAUUAGUUAGAGCUAUUCAACUGCAUCAAAAAACUUUUGACCUUGAACUUUCCUGUGACCUUGGCCUCACUUUUCGUAAAUUUGCAUUUUGCUUAGCUUUAAAGAAACCAAUUAAGAUAUUUUUAUGUAAGCUUUAAAUUUGCACUUAUACAUUAUUUGGUGAGAAUUUAUUAUCUUUAUCCAAUAUUUUAUAUUUCAAUUUCAUUUUUAAAAUAGCUAUUCAAGAUAUUCUCAUUAAACUUCAUAUACAUUACUAAUAAAAAUUUCCAGGUUGCAUUACUAAUUUUCCCUCGGCAGAACAUUCAUGUCCCAUGGACAUAUUUCUA
Molecule: messenger RNA, 3985 nt
Organism: Saccostrea echinata
Lineage: Eukaryota; Metazoa; Mollusca; Bivalvia; Ostreida; Ostreidae
Product: RNA-binding protein RO60-like
Exons: 9
Coding region: 136-1773 (545 amino acids)
Cellular component (GO): ribonucleoprotein complex
Molecular function (GO): RNA binding
Source: RefSeq, a predicted model, not a curated record